AUGGGUGAUCAUUCAAUGGAUACGGAUGAUCAUGAUAUUGAUGUCGAAAAGUGUGAUGAGCAGCCUAGUGGAUCACAAACCAACCAUGUCUUCAAUGAUGGAACUGAUUUUUACAUCGGGCAAACAUUCGAUAGCAAGGAACAUUUAAAAAUUCUGUUGAAGAAAGCUGCAAUAAAGAGGCCGUUCGGUUUUGUAACGAUCAAGAGUAAUAUCAAAUACUAUAAGGUGGAAUGCACAUCUCCUAAUUGUGGCUGGAUGUUGCGGUGUAGUAAGUACGAGAGCUCGGAUAGGGUUCGCAUUUACAAGUACGUUGGGGAGCACACUUGUGGUGUUGAACAUGUUAGGAGCCUUCAUAAGCAUGCCUCGUCACAUGUCAUUGCAUCAGUCUUGAUGAAUGACUAUAUUGAAAACAAAGGACCAUCGACAAAGGAAAUCCAGAGGAUGGUUUUCAGGGAGUUUCAUUGUAAACGGAGCUACUGGAAGUAUUGGAAGGCUGGUAUAAUUGCUAAGAACUGGGUUAGGGGGACACCGGAGCACGGGUAUGGUUGCUUACUAGCUUAUUCUUACAUGGUUGAGAGUCUAAAUCCGGGUUCUAGAAUUUGCAUCAGGCUUUCGGAUGGCAACAGGUUUUUAUAUUACUUCGUGUCUUACGCAGCUUGCAUUCGAGGAUAUACCCACAUGAGAAAGGUUAUUGCCAUUGAUGGCACACAUUUAUAUGGCAAGUACGAGGGUGUCUUGUUGUCUGCCGUCGUACAGGAUACUGAGAACCAUCAGCUCAAGUUUAUAAUCGCUGAUGAACUGGACUUGUGCAUCAUCUCUGAUAGACACAAGAGCAUAGCCAACGCAAAGGCAUAUGGUUACGAGGAGUUCGAUGAACAUUUUCAGCAAUUCAGGGAUAAAAGCCCUGAAGCAGCUCAGUGCCUUGAGUUUGAAAUUAUAUUUAAAAAGUGGAGCAGGGCACAUUUUCUAGCCAACAGGUACGAUGUUCUCACCACAAACAUUACCGAGUCGCUUAACUCAAUAUUGAGGGAUGAAAGAGAGUACCCCGUGUCUGCCCUAUUCACUUCCAUUUCUAGGAGGUUUGCUGAAAUAUUCAGGCAGAGGCGUGCAGAUAUCGGCGAUUCAAAUAAUAUAUUUGUGCCUUCGGCUGAAAUAACGUUAAGGGAAAAGAUGACUGAGGGUGAUUCCUUAUUUGUCAGUAAUAUAAAUGGGGAUGCCGACGAGUUCACCGUUAUCGGCAGUGGCAGAACUGCCAAAGUCAAUCUACUGAACAAAACAUGUUCUUGUAGAGAGUAUGACUUGUAUAGAAAUGGAUAUGGUUCAAGCAUCUACAAGUAUUCUUCACCGAUGUAUAAAGUUCAAUCUUACAUCCUUGGGUUUGCUGAAACAAUCAAUGUAGUCCCUCCAGAGUCUGAAUGGGUUGUGCCCGAGGAGUAUGCAAAGAUGUACAUUGCUCCACCUCUUUAUGAGCCCAAACUUGGAAGGAAGAGAAUAAAGCGUAUCCACCCAUCGUGGAAUCUUUUAAGCCCAAAGGACGUGUAA
Messenger RNA from Lycium ferocissimum, 1542 nucleotides. RefSeq lists its product as uncharacterized. The transcript is spliced from 4 exons. NCBI's taxonomy places the organism in Eukaryota, Viridiplantae, Streptophyta, Magnoliopsida, Solanales, Solanaceae. The record is from RefSeq and is a predicted model, not a curated record. The coding region runs from base 1 to 1542 and encodes 513 amino acids.